Talaromyces rugulosus is the source of this 1131-nucleotide messenger RNA. RefSeq lists its product as uncharacterized. The record is from RefSeq and is a predicted model, not a curated record. Lineage: Eukaryota; Fungi; Ascomycota; Eurotiomycetes; Eurotiales; Trichocomaceae. The transcript has a single exon. The coding region runs from base 1 to 1131 and encodes 376 amino acids. Gene Ontology annotation, molecular function: hydrolase activity, acting on ester bonds.
AUGGCAGGCCACCAGCCUCGCUUCCCCUGGGAGCUCGGCGUCUUUGACGCCCACUGCCAUCCCACCGACACCAUGGCAUCAAUAGCUCACAUCUCCCUCAUGAGGGCCACGGCGCUGACAGUCAUGGCCACUCGCGGAGAAGACCAGGAUCUUGUAGAGGAAAUCGCCGCCAGGUUUGCUGAAAGGGAAAAAGUGAUUCCGUGUUUUGGAUGGCAUCCGUGGUUUGCCCACCAGAUCGCUCAAGAUGGCAUGAAGACGACCACCAAGGCCGAACAUUACCGUCAGGUGCUUACAGGGACCUCAGAGGAGGACCAACAGUUUUUCCAGACUCUGCCCGAUCCGAAACCGCUACGCGCCUUGCUCGCAGAGACACGGACGCGUCUCCUAGCGCAUCCCCAUGCUCUUGUGGGAGAGAUUGGACUUGACAAAGCGUUUCGGCUGCCAAUGCCCUGGCAGCAACACGAGGUUGAAAGUCGCGAUGUCGGCCUCACACCGGGGUCGAGAGAAGGCCGCAAGCUUUCCCCAUACAGGGUGUCCAUGGAUCACCAAAGGGCCGUGUUGAAAGCGCAACUCCAGCUCGCAGGCGAGCUCCGCAGAGCCGUCUCUGUCCACAGUGUUCAAGCCCACGGUGCGGUCUUUGACGUGCUGCAGAGUUUAUGGCAAGGCCACGAACGUAAGCAAGAGAGCCAGCGCGAACGAAAACAGCGAAAGUUGGAGGAGACGUAUCAAGACAGUUCCGACAACUCUAGCAGUCAACUCCGGGACAAACCCUCGUCAUCACAAGAAGACAAUGAGCCUCUCCCCUAUCCGCCUCGUGUCUGUAUGCACUCAUACUCUGGUCCACCAGAUCAAUUGAAGCAAUACCUGCGACCCAGCGUACCAACUCAAGUCUACUUCUCGUUCUCGGCUGUCAUCAAUUUCGCCAACCCAUCAGUAGAGAAGGUGGCGGCGGUGCUGAAGGCAUUGCCAGACGAUCGUAUAUUGGUUGAAAGCGAUCUUCACUGCGCUGGCCCGGAAAUCGACCAGCUGCUGGAGGACGUUAUUCGCACGAUAUGUCGUCUCCGGGGAUGGUCUCUGGAAGACGGUGUCAAGAGACUUGCAGAAAACUGGCGGCGGUUUGUUUUUGGAUGA